This is a messenger RNA of Westerdykella ornata, 1842 nucleotides long. RefSeq names its product PAP1-domain-containing protein. Gene Ontology annotation, cellular component: RNA polymerase II transcription regulator complex. The record is from RefSeq and is a predicted model, not a curated record. Bases 1 to 1842 code for a protein of 613 amino acids. The transcript has 3 exons. NCBI's taxonomy places the organism in Eukaryota, Fungi, Ascomycota, Dothideomycetes, Pleosporales, Sporormiaceae. Gene Ontology annotation, molecular function: DNA-binding transcription activator activity, RNA polymerase II-specific; transcription cis-regulatory region binding.
AUGGCCGGCGCCGCAGCCAACGACUACCAGUCCGGCGCCCCCUUCUACCUCGAUCCGAAUCAACAAGACCUCCUCCUCGCCGCUCUCGCCUCGAAUCACCAUGACCCCAAUGCUCUCUACUCCAACAUGGACACCAAGCAGUUGGAGGCCACGCAGCUGGCCUACCCCAUUGACACCACCUUCGACCCGACUUACUUCACGUCGCCCCAACAGAGCACCCCUGCAAAUGCCUUCCUCAAUGGUCCCAUUGAUGAUAGCCCUUUUGUAGACUUUCUCGACGGCGACGCCAAUCUCGACUUCGAUCCCGAUAACAGCGAUCUCAUGAUUGGAGCCCUCCCAGGCACCAGCCCGACGUCCAAGGCCGACGACGCCAACGAGAAGCGCAAGAGCCCCGAGGAUGAGUCGGGAGGCCGAGAUGGAGGUCCGAAGCGAACGGCGAGUGAAGAGAAACAGGCCAAGAAGCCGGGUAGGAAGCCUCUUACCUCCGAACCCACGACUAAACGUAAAGCCCAGAACCGUGCUGCUCAAAGAGCUUUCAGGGAGCGCAAGGAGAAGCAUCUCCGAGAUCUCGAGGCCAAGGUCUCCGAGCUUGAAAAGGCCUCCGAUGCCGCCAACCACGAGAACGGCCUGCUUCGGGCACAAGUGCAGCGAUUGCAGAUGGAGCUUCGCGAGUACCGCAAGCGCCUGUCACUCAACAGCGUCGGAUUCAGCAGGACAUCCGUCGGCGCUCAGGGAUUCGGCUCCCGACUCAUCCAGAACGGCACCGCAAGCACGUUUUCAUUCGACUUUCCAAAGUUCGGCGGACUUCCAGCAUCGCAUACGUACGACAGCAGCCUGGCAAAGGCAACCAGCAAGCCUGGGUCCAUCUCCUCCUCCGCUUCCGGCCGCCACAAUAGCGCUGAUGGUUUGAGUCCUGGCAGCCAGGCCAAUAGCUCGGGCGUCAGCUCGCCGGAGAAGACGGGCGCAGUUGCAUACAACGGCGCUCAGCGUUCGAGUCCUCUUCUCCCUGGUAUCUCGCAGUACGCGUCGCUCGCCAACGGCAAUGGCGCGGCAGGCGUUUCAGAGACCAGCACGGCGCAGUCGCGCGUCUUCCAAUUCAACAGCGGCUCAUCUACGCAUUCCGACUCUCCGUCGGCCUCGUCCACCUCGCACGUUGGGCAGAACUCGUCGUGCGGGACCUCGCCCGAGCCCAGCCACCACUCGCCAGUCAAUGCUGCCGACUCGGUCCCCGAUGGCUACGUCUGCCACGGAAACUCGGAAGGUGAGAUUUCCUUCUGUGAGAAGCUCAACAUGGCCUGCGGCAACCCUCGCAAUCCCAUCCCCCGCGCUAUGUCCCAGUCUGACAAGACCGCCCCUGCAGCACCCGCGAAGACGAGCUCGACCGAGAUCAAAGGAAUCGAUUACUUUGCCAACCAAAACGGCGGCCAGUUUGAUCCCGUACUCUUUGGCGAUUACCGCGACUCGCAGGCGGCCAUUGUCGGCGACGGCGACUUCACCGGCGGCUUCUUCAACGACGCCUUCCCCCUCGCCGACUUUGGCAGCCCCUUCCAUUUCGGCGACACGCCUGCCGUGCAGAAAUCCAACCCGCUCGAGGAGAUUGAGCGUAUCCAGAAUGGCGAGGAUGACGAAGAGGUGGUCCCUGGCGAGGACACGACGCAGAUGCUCAACUGCCACAAGAUAUGGGACAAACUGUCGAGUCGGGCAGAUUUCAAGGACGGCACCAUUGACAUUGACAACCUGUGCUCCGAGCUCCGUGCCAAAGCACGCUGUUCGGAGAGCGGUGUGGUGGUCGAUACCAAGGACGUCGAGGCUGCAUUGAAGCGUCUGCCCAAGGACAAGUAG